CUUCUCUGACAAUGUGGCCUCGCUGCUAGGGUUGAAGGGCAGAAAUCCUUGAGCAGCCCGAAGGAAACCCACCCGGAGCAAAGGAAAACGGCAGCCUAAAUGGUUAGUGGAGCAGAGCAGAUGAUGAUGAAGCAGCACCCUGAGCCCUCACAUCCCUGAAAUAACCCAUCACCUCAGGGAGGACCCUCUGAAACAGCCCAGAAGAAGAGGAUGAAGCUCCUGCGCAGGCGUUACAGCCCCUUGAAGGUGGCUCUGGUGGGCGCCGCCUUCCUCAUCGUCCUCUUCAUCCUACAGAAGGACGUGGGGAACAAAGACCCGGCUGAGGAGCCUUGGCUGAAGAACAUUGUCCAAGGGAAGGACCAAGUCCUCGAUCUCAUGCUGGGGGCUGUCAACAACAUCCGAGACUCGAUGCCCAAGCUGCAGAUCAGAGCCCCGGUGCGGCAGGAGGAGCCUCCCCCCGGCACCCGCUCCUGCCCUCCCGGCGUCUACACGGCGGCAGAGCUGCGCCCGCUGAUGGACAGACCCCCCCAGGACCCUGCCAGCCCCGGGGCCGACGGCAAAGCCUUCAAGAAAGACCAAUGGACACCGGAGGAGACCAAGGAGAAGGAGAGAGGCUACGAGAAGCACUGCUUCAACGCCUUCGCCAGCGACCGCAUCUCCCUCCAGCGAGCGCUGGGGCCCGACAGCCGCCCGCCCGAAUGCAUUGACCAGAAAUUCAAGCGGUGCCCACCUCUGCCCAGCACCAGCGUCGUCAUCGUCUUCCACAACGAAGCCUGGUCCACGCUGCUGCGGACGGUGUACAGCGUCCUGCACUCCUCCCCAGCCCUGCUGCUGAAGGAGAUCAUCUUGGUGGAUGAUGCCAGCACAGAUGACUACCUGAAGGACGAGCUCGAUCGCUACGUGGAGCAGCUGCAGGUCGUGCGGGUCGUGCGGCAGGAGGAGCGCAAAGGGCUGAUCACAGCACGGCUGCUGGGGGCCAGCGUGGCCACUGGCGAGGUCCUGACCUUCCUGGAUGCUCACUGCGAGUGUUUCCACGGCUGGCUGGAGCCGCUCUUGUCCCGCAUCGCCGAGGAGCCCACGGCUGUUGUCAGCCCUGACAUUGCCACCAUCGACCUCAACACCUUUGAGUUCUCCAAACCAGUCCAGAACAGCAAACAGCACAGUCGAGGCAACUUUGACUGGAGCCUGACUUUUGGCUGGGAGGUUGUCCCAGCCCGUGAGCGGCAGCGCAGGAAGGACGAGACUUUCCCCAUCAAGUCCCCAACCUUUGCUGGUGGCCUGUUUGCCAUCUCCAGGUCCUACUUUGAGCACAUCGGCUCCUACGACGAGCAGAUGGAGAUCUGGGGGGGUGAGAACGUGGAGAUGUCCUUCAGGGUCUGGCAGUGUGGGGGGCAAGUGGAAAUCAUCCCUUGUUCUGUUGUGGGCCACGUGUUCCGCACCAAGAGCCCUCACACCUUCCCCAAGGGCACCCAGGUCAUCUCCAGGAACCAGGUUCGCCUGGCUGAGGUCUGGAUGGAUGACUACAAGGAGAUCUUCUACAGGAGGAACCAGCAAGCAGCACAGAUGGCCAGAGAGAAGACGUAUGGUGACAUUACAGACCGGCUCAAGCUGAGGGAGAAGCUCCACUGCAAGAACUUCACGUGGUACCUCCAGACUGUCUACCCAGAGAUGUUCGUCCCCGACCUCACGCCCAUGUUUUAUGGAGCUAUAAAAAACCAGGGCACCAAGAGCUGCCUGGAUGUUGGUGAGAACAACCACGGUGGGAAGCCGCUCAUCAUGUACCCUUGCCACGGGAUGGGGGGCAACCAGUAUUUUGAGUACACAAGCCAGAGGGAGCUUCGGCACAACAUUGGGAAGGAGCUUUGCCUGCGGGCAGGAGCGGGAGCAGCCGAGCUGGGAGACUGCCAGUACCGGGGCAAGCCCGGCAGGGUGCCAGCCAACGAGGAAUGGGACCUGACACAGGACCAGCUGAUCAGAAACCCCUCCUCGGGCUCGUGUCUGACGGCGCGAGGGAAGCACCCGGCGCUGGCUCCCUGCGACCCAGCAGAUGCCCACCAGCUCUGGGCCUUCACCUAGGCAGGGAGCACAAUGGCCCAAGCCUCUGACUGUGCUCAGGAAACCAGAAUCCAACAAAAAACCCUUCUCUUUUUGGUUUUAAGAGGUGAAAGCCUUCAAUAUGCUGCAUGUCACGGUUGCCUUGAGCUCGGGGCCGUGCCUUUGGAGCGAGGAAGCUCCUGGAGCUGAGCUGGGCUGGAAGCUCCACACACAGUCCAAAACCUGGAGGUGCCUGAGGAUGCUUUUAGGAUCCCAUCUGCUGCUCAUCCUUCCCUGUCACAGCUCUGGACACUUCACAUUCUGAUGGGGUGCUGCAGAAGGUGGCCAGGCCUCCUCAGAUCUCAAAGCCAUGUGAGGAAGCUCCUGCCAGUGAGGAGGAUGAGGAUGGUGACCGAGCAUGUGGCUCAUCCCAGGGGAAGGGUGGGUUGUCACAGCCCUGUGUGGGCAAGGGAGCACCCCCAGUACUGGCAGAGGGCUGCCAGGAUCCAGCCCUCGCAGCAUCGCUGCUGCUGGGCUGAGCGAGGUUGUGCUGUCUGCCUGAGACACCAGCCUUGAUCUGGGGUGGGGGAGUUGGGGUGAUGUUUUGAUGAUGAUGAUGAUAUGCUGAUGAUUCCUGGGUAUGAUCCUGCUCGUUCUCCUGCUGGAGGAAGGGUUUUCCCCAGAGGGCACAGCUCAAACCCACCACAGCAUCUGCCCAGAGAGGCUCUCACCAGCACCCAGGUGUGAGAUCUCCUCCCUCCCCUGGUUUUCUUCGAGCCUGACUACUGUAGCUGCCACUUUCCUUGCCAUUUCAUUUCUAGGGUGGGUAGUAAAACCUUCCUGGAAGUGGUGUGGGAGUGGGAGAACCUGUCUUUGGAUACAUGACCUCGA
Messenger RNA from Colius striatus (speckled mousebird), 2925 nucleotides. It is a transcript of the gene GALNT6, whose product is annotated as polypeptide N-acetylgalactosaminyltransferase 6. NCBI's taxonomy places the organism in Eukaryota, Metazoa, Chordata, Aves, Coliiformes, Coliidae. The record is from RefSeq and is a predicted model, not a curated record. The coding region runs from base 211 to 2076 and encodes 621 amino acids. The transcript has 11 exons. Gene Ontology annotation, cellular component: Golgi apparatus.